AUGGAGAAAGUGCAAGAUAUCAAAUUCCAGGCAUCAACCACAGAAGAAAAGGAAUUGUGGAUGAAAGCGCUCAACGAUGGUAUCAGCCGAGGAAAGAAUAAGAUAUUUGAUGAGGUAAAAAUUGAUGAGAACCUUUCUCUGGAUCAUGUAACUCGAGGCAGAGCCAAGAUAGCCAAGGGCCGUCGUCCACCCACCAGAAGCCAUUUGAAAGAGGUGGCUAGUUCAACGUCAGAUGGGAUCCUGAGACUUGAUUUAGAUGUAUCAGAUGGUGGACCUCUACAUAGCAUCCUAGUGACCAGUGAAACUGCUGAAACCCCUCCUCCAAAGGAGACCCAUAAGCCUCCAAUGCCCCCUGCAAAAGGGCCCGUGCUUCCAACGGAGAACCUAAGUGCCAAUCUUGCCCCAGAAGAUCCACAGGUCAAGAAGCCACCAAUGCCUCCAGCUAAGUCUCUUAAGGAAGUAGCAGCACCCAGUGAAAAUGUGAACUCUCUAGAAGUAAGUGAUGCAGAAGAGGAGGCAUGUGAAGACUCUGAAGGGACCCCAGUCGAAGGAGAUUGGGUGGAACCCAGACCUCCAGUACCACCUCCAAAGAUUUUAUCCGACAAAAUGAAGGUGGGAUGGGACCAUCCGGGUUCCGAACUUCAUGACGUUGAAACGGAGAAUGCCCCUGGAUUAAACAAGGAAGCAGUCAAGCCACCGACUCCUCCUCCUAAGGUUUUUAGAGGCAAGCUGAUCUCCAAGGAGAACGAUGCACAGGUAGACAUUUCUGAAGGGGAUUGGCAGCCUGACGGGGACUCGAACCUUGAUGUCAACGGCAUGGAUGACAACGGAACAACUCAACCUGCUUUCCAAAACGGGAAGGAGCAGGAUGACCAUUCCUCGGAGCCAGGAGGAAAGGAAGAGGGUUUGAGCCUGCCUUCAGAAGACCAGGUUGACGUAGUGGAGCCUGCGGGAGGUUCUCCAGCAACCAAGCCUCGCAGCUCCUCUCUAGGGGCCUUGCUUUCAGAAUCGCCCCCAAAGCUUCCUCGGCCAGAUUCCCAGAAGUUGUCUAUCCUCCACAUGGGGGAGAAAAUCGCUCACGAAAAGCAACGAACUGAAAAGCUCCUGUGGAAGGUUCGAGGUGAAGAGCUGGAACAAGGCCAGGAAGGCAAGGGACCCUUGGGAGACGCCAAGGAGCUGCUCGAUGAAGCCACCGAGCAACUCCGGCAAGCCACCCAGGUCUUGCAAGAGGUCAAAGAUUUAGGGGAACUGAGAAGGGAACCUACUGGGUUGCGGAAAGGUGCCUCGAAGGACCUAGUGACUAUUUAUAGGAGAAGUGCUCCUUAAGAAGGAAUUGAAUUCUGAAUCGUGAUUUAGAUGAAAAGUAGCCGGGCAGCAGCACCAUUUCUACUGGGCUACCAGACCAGUGUUUUAAAGAUAGAUGGAUAGGGCAGCAGCUGAGUCUUAUUAAGUAUUGCUUAUUUUCACACUGCCCCUUUUGUAAUCUCAGAAGGUGGGCUGGAUCCUGCUGGGUGGGGUGUGCUAGAGAGGGAUCCCCGGGUAGAGGACCCCAGGGAAAGGUCUGUUGUUGGAAGACAAGCAGUAACUGGAAGCCGUAGGGACUUCCUACCAGGGGUGCCUAAAACAUUUCAAGUGCAGAAGGGUUUCGAGUUUGCAACAAGCGUUCAUGAAGCCUUUCCAGUUUGGUGGAGGCCUCUUGCAAGUUCAGAACGGGAGCUUUUGUGGUUCAGGUGGUGCCCUUUUGAGCUAUAGGAGCACAUCAAGUUGGAGCAGGGAUGUUGAAUUUCCCAUGCAGGCUGGAAUAUUUCGGGUUAGAAAAGUUUUGCACAGUCCUCGUUUCUGUUCUUCUGCUUCGUUCUCUCUCUCCUCUGCUCUACUCUCCUUCUCCCCCUCUCUCUCCUCUCCUCU
This is a messenger RNA of Notechis scutatus (mainland tiger snake), 1908 nucleotides long. NCBI's taxonomy places the organism in Eukaryota, Metazoa, Chordata, Lepidosauria, Squamata, Elapidae. The record is from RefSeq and is a predicted model, not a curated record.